AAACGAGUUUGUCACGAAGACGGUACACUAGAUUUGGGAUUUUUUUCUAAAACAGGAAAAAUAGUCGGGAAAGUGGAGUAGAUUGAAAAUUACGUGAGCCCGUAUAACAAAAAAGCAUACUGAAAUGAAGUGUCCCACAGCAACAAUUUGUUCCCUUUUGGCCCUACUCUCCAUGGCAUGGACAGCAAAACAGGAUCCCUCGAUCUUAAUCAUCGGUGCCGGUGUUGCCGGACUUUCAACCGCCCGUAGGCUGAUGGAAGCCGGUUAUUCCAACGUCAAAAUUUUGGAAGCGGAACCCAGAAUCGGCGGAAGGAUAAACAGCGUGUUCUUUGGUGACGCUUUCGUCGAUCUAGGGGCCAGAUGGUGCCACGGACAAAACGGCAACGUCGUUUACCAAAUGGUCGAAGGGCUGGACUUGUUGGGCCACACUGAGAUUCCCUUCAAGAUGUAUCAUUCGUCAAGGACGGUCAUCGAUGAGGAGUUUGCCAUGGGGCUGAUGGAGGCUAUGGAUGGGGUUUAUUCAGUCGAUGGGGACUAUCCAGAUCGAUAUAUCUCGAUUGGUGAUUUUUGCGAGGAUCGUUUCAACUCAACAAUUCAUGAAAAGUACGGUAAGGACGAGAAGAAACUCCAAAUAGCGAAGGAAGCAAUGUACUAUUUCGAAAUGGAGGUGAACAGCAACGAAGGUUCGUCCACGUGGUUCGAGAGUACGGCUCAGAGCGAUUAUCUGGAAUGUGAGGGAGAUCUAGUGCAGCACUGGAAGGGCAAGGGAUAUAAAACGUUCCUCGACGUACUCAUGAAAAAAUACCCGGAGCCAAAGAACCAGCUGCCGUUUGAGGACAAAAUAUUGUUGUCGAAAGAAGUAUCCGAGAUAACUUGGAAUGAGUCCAGACCGAGGAAUAGUAUUGCAGCCCAUUGUUCUGAUGGAUCUACUUACACUGCGGAUCACCUUGUAUUCACUCCGUCCCUCGGGGUUUUGAAAGAAAGAAUGCACUCUAUGUUCGUGCCUAAGCUUCCCGAGAAAAAAAGGAUGGCUAUACAAAAUAUGGGCUACGGUCUAGUUAUGAAGGUGAUUCUGCACUAUCCAGAAAUAUGGUGGAAAAAUGAUUGUAACGGUUUCAAUCUCAUUUGGAGCGAUGAAGACAGGAAACGUGCCAUAAAUGAAUUUCCUACCGGACCCAAUCUUAAUGGAAGAUCAUGGGUAACUUAUAUGCACUAUUCUCUAGCUGUGGAAAACAAUCCUAAAGUUUUGGUAGCUUGGUUCACUGGCAAAUUAGUACCCGAAAUAGAACUAUUGUCAAACGAUACCCUAGCUAGAGGAAUAACUUACGUUCAUGAGAAAUUUAUGGGUCACAUAUACAAUGUCACUCUACCGGAUAAACUAAUACAUUCCGACUGGCAAAGUAACCCUCAUUUCAGAGGCACAUACUCCUACCAGACGCCUGCAGCCAAGAAGGGCAAAAAAGCAACAAGUGCUCAGGAAGAUUUGGCGGAUCCCAUCAGAACGGCUCAGGGUAGACUGAUCCUCCAGUUUGCCGGCGAGGGCACCCAUCCGCAUCACUAUUCCAACGUGCACGGAGCAGUCGAAACAGGUUUCAGGGAAGCAGAACGGAUAAUCAGUUAUUAUGGAAAGACAACAAAUAUUUGAGAUAUAAAUGUGUUGUAUGUUGAUUCAUGGUCGAUUUAUGAAGCAGUUUGAAGUUUUGAGUCAUUAGUUUUUAGUA
This is a messenger RNA of Phaedon cochleariae (mustard beetle), 1721 nucleotides long. Lineage: Eukaryota; Metazoa; Arthropoda; Insecta; Coleoptera; Chrysomelidae. The record is from the annotation of a GenBank genome assembly.